Molecule: messenger RNA, 1323 nt
Organism: Candida tropicalis MYA-3404
Lineage: Eukaryota; Fungi; Ascomycota; Pichiomycetes; Serinales; Debaryomycetaceae
Gene: DBP8
Product: ATP-dependent RNA helicase
Exons: 1
Coding region: 1-1323 (440 amino acids)
Molecular function (GO): ATP binding; RNA helicase activity; nucleic acid binding
Source: RefSeq, a predicted model, not a curated record
AUGUCAUUUAAUGAAUUAGGUGUAGCCAAAUGGUUAAGUGAAGCACUUGAUGCUAUGAAAAUUUAUAAACCUACAUCUAUUCAAUCAGCUUGUAUUCCACAAAUUUUAAAAGGACAUGAUUGUAUUGGAGGUGCUAAAACAGGUAGUGGUAAAACCAUUGCAUUUGCAGCACCAAUGUUAACUCAAUGGUCAGAAGAUCCAUAUGGUGUAUUUGGAUUAGUCUUAACACCUACCCGUGAAUUAGCAUUACAAAUUGCUGAACAAUUUACUGCUUUGGGAUCAAAUAUGAAUAUUAAAGUUAGUGUUAUUGUAGGUGGUGAAGAUAUUGUUAAACAAGCUUUGGAAUUACAGAAGAAACCACAUUUUGUUAUUGCAACUCCCGGUAGAUUGGCAGAUCAUAUUUUAAACAGUGGGGAAGAAACCAUUAGUGGAUUAAGAAGAGUUAAAUAUUUAGUAUUGGAUGAAGCAGAUAGAUUAUUGAGUAAUAGUUUUGGAAGUGAUUUAAAACGAUGUUUUGAUGUUUUACCACCAAGUGAAAAGAGACAAACUUUAUUAUUUACAGCAACAAUUACUGAUGCUGUUCGUGCAUUAAAAGAAAAACCACAAACUGAAGGAAAACCACCAGUGUUUAUGCAUGAAGUUGAAACUGUUGAUAAAGUUGCCAUUCCAUCUACUUUGUCAAUCUCAUAUGUUUUUGUUCCUUCAUAUGUUAAAGAAGCCUAUUUGAAUAGUAUUUUGAAUCUUGAAAAAUUUAAAGAUGCUACUGCUGUGGUAUUUGUCAAUAGAACAAUAACCGCUGAAGUUUUACGUAGAACUUUACGAAAAUUGGAUUUCAGAGUUGCUUCAUUACAUUCAGAAAUGCCUCAAGCUGAAAGAACAAAUUCCUUACAUAGAUUCAAAGCUGGUGCUGCUAGAAUUUUGAUUGCUACUGAUGUUGCAUCUAGAGGGUUGGAUAUCCCAACUGUUGAAUUGGUAGUAAAUUUUGAUAUUCCUGCUGAUCCUGAUGAUUUCAUCCAUAGAGUUGGUAGAACUGCGAGAGCAGGUAGAAAAGGUGAUGCUGUGUCCAUUAUUGGUGAAAAAGAUAUCGAUAGAAUCCAAAGUAUUGAAGAAAGAAUUAAUAAAAAAAUGGAAUUACUUGAAGAUGUUGAUGAUGACAAAGUGAUUAAAGAUUCAUUGAAUGUAACCACUGCUGCCAAACGUGAAUCUAUGAUGGAAAUGGACAAAGAGAACUUUGGGGAACGUAAAAAGAUUAAUAGAAAGAAACAUGGACUAGAGUUGGAAAAGAAUAAACCAAGUAAAAAGAAGAAACAAAAGAAAGAAUAG